GUGGGAGGGGAACCAGAGGCUAGGCAAGACACGCAGGUGCUGGCACCUCAGACCAGACUCUUCUGUCUCUGUUUGUUUAACCAGCUGCAAUGGGCUAAUGUGCCUUCUGAGCUCCCAAAGUUAUUAUGGGAUCACACUGGAAAAUGGUGCUGUAGCCUUGUGUGCAGGGCUUCCUGCUGGUGUGACUGCAUCAGAGGAAGUCACGUGUGGCUGUGCAGCCAGCAUUCGGCUCCCUAUCCUCCAAGCCUCAUUUGCAUGCUUUCUUCUGGGACAAGGUUUUUCUUGGCAGAAUUUGUCCUCGUACUGGCUCCUCUGAUUCAUUUCCUUCUUUAUACAUGGGCCUCUCCCUUGCUGAGGCCAGGGACACCGACGUGCCACACAGCCACAGGUGCAAUGCAUGAAGGUAGCAGGAAAUGGCAAUCCAGGCAGUCCAUGAGCAGUGCUUGAUAGUACCACCUCAUGGAGGGGAGCCUGGGCCACUGUCCAAGACCACUGACUGACCAGCACGCUGGGCUGAGAUCUGAGCUGGCUCUGGUGGUAUGGCUCACAUUGUUUCUUUCUGCUUGCUGACUCUCACCCCGCUGAGUCACUGGACCCAGCUACCUCAACAAUAUUAUUUGGUGUUUCCAGUUCUGGGAUGAUGUGGCUGUGACUUUAAUGGUACAGGGUAGCAGUUAAGAUGGUGGACUCUGGUGUCUGAUCACAGCUCUUUCACUGACUUAGGGUGGAAUCAUCUCUCUAAACCUCAAUUUCUUCAUCUGAGGCAUGGGAGUAAUAAGGGUUACACUGUGAAAUGGCUGGGAGAUAAAUCAGAGGCUGCAAGCGAGAGCACACUGAGUUAUAGAGUGCUGUACAUGAGACGGCAUUGGUUCCCAUAGUGAUAAGAAUUAAAACAGCAGAGCGAUUGGUGAUGUGGCAUAGCAACUUCAUGACAGUGACCAGUGGUGCAACUGAGCCUCAAUCUAAAAAUGAUGUGACCCUUGCCCAGGGACAGUGAGGUCCCUGUGCAGACUCAGAGUGAGCAGGGAAGUCCCCUCUGAGUAACGUCUGCCAUGGAUUAUUCACAGGGCCUACAGUUUAGAUGAGGCUGGUUCCCUGAAGCAAAGAAAAAGAAGACUGAUUCAGGUUUGAGCUCCCAGGAUACACUGGGUCAGGAACUGUGUGUGAAAAUUUUGUCUCUGGCACCUGCCUGCCACCCAGAGCAUUCCUAGAAACCCUGAGACUCUUCUCUAGAUUCUCUCCUUUCCAUCCUGUGAGUCCUCUCCGCUGUGGGCAUGGUGGGCUCCAGAGUACAGCUUUGGGGAUUCGGCACAGAGUCUCUGACUUGUCUGAUCCCUCUCUCAGCCACACAUCAGGGAAGUAGUCUUGUGGGACACAUAGCCCAGGACCUGGACAUGGAUCUGGAUAAGGCUCCUGGCUGGCCAGGUAGAGUGACUUGAAAAAUUAUGUAACCUGCCUGUCUGGUUCCCUCAUUUUUGAAUAGCAAGCUGAGUCUUCAGGGUACUAGCCACAGACGACACAGAGCCAGGCAUCCUGCCAUGGGCCCUCUGUGGACACAAACUAUGUCAGCUCUGUAGUCUAUUCCUCUCAUCCAGUUCUAGAGUGGACCUUACAGCCUAUACUCAGGGGCCACAGGUCCAGUGGUCACAUUUUGUAUUGAGAAGUGUCUACAAGAACAUGUCUUGGAAAGAGGGAGGGAAGGAGAAGUAAAGGGAAUUCAGAUGUGCUAUGCAUGUAUAUUAGCUCUCUUAGGGAUGUAAUUGUUAUGUACUGCAAGCAUGUGUAAUUGAAGUAAAAAUUUUAAAAAAUCCUCUAAAGAAGUGGUGGGAACCUAAACGAGUGAACACAGAGCCUUAUGGAAGCUUCUGCCUGGAACUGUGUAGCUCUCUUUUUAAUCUUUUUAAAAAAUCACUGUUAAUUUGUACUUGAAUAAAAGUUAUAACCAGAAACCAGAAACCUUAAUCCCACCACUUUUGAGGCUGAAGCAAGAGGAUUGUGUGUUUGAGGUAUCAUGGGCUGCAUGGCCAGUUCGAGGCUACCCUGGAAUCCCUAGUGAGACCCUGGCUCAGAAAACAAACCAAAAAAGGUUAUAACUAUAAACAGCCCUGAGCUGACCUGUAAAUAACCUCAGAGGUGGACUUUGAAUUGUUGUUUCCUACUGAAGGUAGCAGACAACCACAGAGCUAGUCAAGCAAGACAGAGGAGAUGUUGUCCAUAAAAAUUUAAACUAGUGUUCAACUUCUAUGAAGAAUAGACCAUGAUUUCUUUUUAAAGAUCAAAUGUUUUUGUAUCUACUGGUAAUAAAAUCAUUACUGUUACAGGAGAUGUUUUGUUUCAAAUGUCACAACUUUUAAAGCCUAUUUUGGCAUUUAUUUAUUUAUUUGAGACAGGGUCUCACUAUGCAGUCCAGGCUGGCCUUGAACUCACUAUGUAGCCCAGGCUGGCCUUGAACUUGUAGUGAUCCUCCUGCCUCAGCCUGCCAAGUGUUAGGAUUACAGGCAUGUACUACCAUGCCUGGCUUCAUUUUUAAAAUAUAUUAGAUGACUUCAGGGUAAAAGUAGAGCAGGCCAGGCAUAUAUUUUCGCUGAGAUGCAUGGGAAUUACUCAGGCUUAUGCAAGCCCCCAGAGAAAGCCCAGCUGUACGGCUACCUUCUCACACCCUGCACUGUGUGCUCAUUGCCAUGAGGUGCAUUUUGAAUUUGCAGAUGCACCACCAAGGCAAGAGGCAGCAGACACCACUCUGGAAUGGCACUAGAGACCGUGGACCUCGUGAAAUCUUCUGUUGUAUCUGCUCUGCUUUUCAGUCCACUGCUUGCCUCUUUCCAUGCUUCCCAUAACUUCAUGCUUCUCCAGACCUGACUCCUUCCUGAGCCCUUUUCCUUCUGGGCUCUGUCCUGUAAUGGGCUGAAGGUUACAAGUGGGGUAGAAUAUGCUGAACUGGUGGCAGACAUGUGCCUGGAUGGAGGAAGAUACCAGUCUCAGGAGGCCAAGAGUGGAAGCCAUCCCAGCCAGGGCCGGCCUGGCCCAGCAUCCUCUUGCCCUUGGGGUUGCCAAAGGGGGAGGAAGAAAAACCAAAGACUGGAAGAUAAGGACGAGUAGCAAAAGCCAAAGGGAAAUCAGGAUGGGAGAAACUGUUUUCCACUGACCUUGAGGACAGUGCUCUGCCAGGGAGGCAAGAUGUAGGCCUGAGGCAGUGACUGCCAGGCUAGAGCUGAGGGCUGCGUGGCCUCCCCUCACCCCACCCCCAACUGUCUUCCUCACAAUAGGGCUCAUUGCUGAGGCAACAGAGGAAGCCAGGGAAGAUGCAGCAAUGGCCUGGGGGUCAGACAUACUUGGACAGCUUGCCCUUUCAAGCAUGAGCCAUAACAUCUGGCUCCCUGACUCUCAGUGCGCUCUGCCUGCCUAGCGUAGGGUCCUGGAGACUUUCUUAGAGUUCAUCCAGCAACCGCCAUGCAAGGUGGUGCUGGGAACCAUCCUCUUGCUAGGAGGUGGAGGUCUCAUGCUGUGGGCUCAGAGGAAGAGAAAUAAGAUAACCUCUGGGUCUGCACAAGUUGAGUCACCAGAAUCCCACAAAGCAAAGGGAAACUGGAUCAAAUCUCACUUUAGCUGCCUGUCGAAGGAGAAACUGGCUUCUGACAACCAUGCCUACACCAGCAGCAGUGCCAACCAGCCUGAGAGAGGAAAUGGGAAAGCCAGCACCACAGUCCAAGUGGAGACCGUCACCUCCAGGCAUGGGCAGUGGGGCACAGGUCUGCACCAGGAAUCUGUCACCAGCAGGCAGAAGACGUCUGGGUCCAGCGUGACCAAAGAGACCCAAAAGGAGUCUGAAAAGCCCUCAUCCAUGCAUGAGGCCACAUGGGCUGAUGUGACUGCUUGCGUCAAGGACAUUGACACCAAAGGGCAGCAUGUAGCUAACUCCAUGCUACAGAGAGCCACUGCUUACCAGCGCUCAGGCCACCUGGAUUCCAGGGACAUCAGCCCAGAGGAGCUGAAGGCCCUAGAAGAGGUGGAGAUGAAGCUGAAAAGGAGUUUUAUCACCCAGCGGGAAAACAUCGUGGCUGGUGCCAACCACACACGCACUUUCUAUGGCCAGCAGAGCCAUCAGAGUCAUCCCAGCCAGACAGGCCACCAAAGCCACCAGAGUCAGAUGAGCCACCCAAGCCACCAGACUCAUCCAGGCCACCAGAGCCAGCAGAAUCACCCAGGGCACCUGAGCCAUCAGGGCCAUAGUCUGCCCAGCCGCAGCAGCCAGAUGUUUAAUUCUUGAAGCUGCUGAAGCAUACCUCCCUCCCCCUAGCAGGGCUGGCCCACACAAGCAGGCCUGUUUUCUCUUCUGUGGGGAAACUCGUGCGGCCCAGGGUGAGACUCUGUUGCCAGAAUCCUUCCUUCCUCAGGCCCUUUCCCAGGGGUCAUGAGUAGACUCUUCCACAGAGGAUGGACCCUGCUGGAGGAAGAGCUGGAGGGAAGGCACCAGCUGUGACAAAUCCUGAGGCCCUGGAGACCCACUGAGAGGAGACAGACGAGGCAGACCCUGGAGCAGCCAAGCGCCCCAAACUGAUGCCCAACGUCUGGAAUGGGCCAAUAAAGCCUUGUAUUCCCUCACUCUGAGUCCAGGGGCUCUGUGGCUAGCCUGGGCCUGGGAGGGGAGAAGGGAGAGUGUUACUGCUCUAGUAGUUGAGUGCAUGUGGGUCUUGGCUCAGGGUCUUUUCACUGUGCUUGAUCUGCAGGCUCCAUGAAAUGGCCCCUUCUGACCUCGCAUUUCUCUUCUC
Molecule: messenger RNA, 4769 nt
Organism: Cavia porcellus (domestic guinea pig)
Lineage: Eukaryota; Metazoa; Chordata; Mammalia; Rodentia; Caviidae
Gene: CUNH10orf62
Product: chromosome unknown C10orf62 homolog
Exons: 1
Coding region: 3500-4267 (255 amino acids)
Source: RefSeq, a predicted model, not a curated record